AAACUUGUUCAAAAUAAUAAUGAUAAUGUCUGACUGAUAAGCUUUUUCUUUUCACAUUAACAUUCAGUUACCCUUCAGCAGAAUAAUUACCAAUUUAUCACACAGCGAGUGAUCUUUACAAUCCCCUAAAUAUAUUCUGCAAGCGUUUGUUAAUAUCACUUGGCUAUAAGUCAUCAUUGAGCAGUACAGUUUAAAGAGGGAGAUUUCAGCCUUGUGGUACCCAGAAUGCAGUGAGUAUUGCACUGACAGCAACAGCAUCAGCUCUCUCCUCCUCCUCCUCCUCAAGGCUCCCUCCCUCUCCAGCAUCCUCACAUCCCUGUGGUUGUUUCCUAAUGCAAAGCAGCACAUAUAUCCAGAGAGAUCAGGCCUUGGGAUAUCCCAAGCAUGGGCCGCCAGUAAGAGCAAUGGGAGACCAAAAGACUGGCAUUGGGGGCUUAAUGCUUGCUCACGGCACAGAGCCAGAGAUGGAUGGUAGAAUCCAGAAGGCUGUAGAGUUCAAGGCAGAAGGAAAUUGCUAUUACAAAGACAAGAAAUUCCGUGACGCUAUUGGCAAGUACCACCGGGCUCUACUGCUGCUCAAGGGCGUCCAUGAAGAAGAGGAGGAUGGAAAAGCAAAUGGUAGGGAAGCAGCAAGGCUGACGGAUGCUCAGAGAGUCCGGGUGGAGGCCACAGAGAUUGAGUGUUACGACAACCUGACUGCCUGUUUACUGCAAUCGGAGCUGGUGAACUAUGAGCGAGUGAAAGAAUAUUGCCUGAAGGUGCUGGAGAGACAGAACACCAACUUCAAAGCCACCUACCGAGCUGGAAUUGCCUUCUACCACCUCGGGGACUAUAGCAAUGCCCUGCUGUACUUGAAGGAGGCCAGAAGACGGGAGCCCUCAGAUACCAAUGUUCUGCGGUACAUCCAACUGACAGAGAUGAAGGUGCAGAGAUCCAGCCAGCAAGAGAGGAAAGGAUUAAAAGAAGUUAUUGGAUAACCAGCUCCUUUCCUCUCGCAGUCUCUAACCCUUUUAUCAGACUUAGGAUCCCAUCUAAGGAAUGGAAUAAUGACCUGCUGCAAUGUAAAGCCAUGGGCAGCUAAACCAGCCUGUUUCAGUAGCCACCAGUGUAUGAGGAUACGGAAUAGAAUCAGGAGAGAACCACUAGCCAGAUGUCAAACCGUUUAAGUGUCUUUAAAAAAAAUCUUCAUAUUUCUCAUUUUGACGGCCUAUAUGUAAAUAUAUAUAUAUGUUUGUUUGUACGGAUGCAUAGAUAUAUAUAUAUAUGUAGUAUAAAUAUAUAUACAUAAAUAUAUAUAAAAUAUGAUAAUUCUGCCGCAUUUAAUGAUCACAAUGAUAUCCACUAGGCAUAGCUAUACUGUAUUCUGAAUAUCCAUGGAUGCUCAUGUCUCUCACAUGGUUGUUCAGCUUUAGAGUGGAGUCGAGUGCUUCCACCAGAGCAAAUCGGCCUUAGGUGCCAGCAGAUAAUAGGACAAUCUGCCGAAAAACAGAAUAUACACGUAGGUCCAAAAUUUGCAAUUUGUGCUUGGUUAGCUCCAAAAAAAAAGACACAAAUGCGGUAACAUUUUUGGGCCUUUCUGGGCCCUUUGUCAAGCCUCAGAUGAUUAUUUUUGACCAAAAUCAUCCUUAUUCAUUAUUGAAAAAUUGAAAAGUUGCCGGUGGAGACCAAUGGUUGAAAUUAUCAGCACGACACACUAGGGAAUACUAUUUUCUGCAGUCUUUAUUUUAAAGGGAUUCUGUCAUGAUUUUUAUGAUGUUUUUAUUUCUAAAUUACACUGUUUACAAAUAAUU
Messenger RNA from Xenopus laevis (African clawed frog), 1790 nucleotides. It is a transcript of the gene ttc9b.S, whose product is annotated as tetratricopeptide repeat domain 9B S homeolog. The transcript has 3 exons. NCBI's taxonomy places the organism in Eukaryota, Metazoa, Chordata, Amphibia, Anura, Pipidae. The record is from RefSeq and is a predicted model, not a curated record. The coding region runs from base 333 to 977 and encodes 214 amino acids.